Molecule: messenger RNA, 712 nt
Organism: Protopterus annectens (West African lungfish)
Lineage: Eukaryota; Metazoa; Chordata; Ceratodontiformes; Protopteridae
Product: P2X purinoceptor 7-like
Exons: 3
Coding region: 63-698 (211 amino acids)
Source: RefSeq, a predicted model, not a curated record
GCAUUAAUCGUGUACAGACACCAGGUGCUUUCAGGACUACAAAGGGACAAACACAACCUACAAUGUCAGGGAGGCAGAGGCGAGAGUCACAGCAAAAUAGGAGAGUCAGUUCUCUUGGACCAAGGCCUGCAUCCACCGGACAGAAUGCGCAAGAACAACAUGGUCUUACUUUACAGGCAAAAAUUAACAGGCUUUCCCAGGAACGCAUGCGUCAGCUGUUCACUGUUAUUGCAGAACGUAAUCCUGAACUAGUACAAGACAUUCUGGAUGAGGAUGAGUCCAUUAACAUCCCACAUGAUGAUCAACGUAAUGCCGAACUACCUCCCCCAUGGUGCCUGUGCCAUUGCUGUAGGAGUAUGCCGACUUCUAGAGAGAGAGUCUGUUGUGGCAAUGGGCCCACAAACUGUUUGUCAUUAAUUCCGGAAAUGAGUGAAAUUGUAAUACAUCAAGGUGUACUACGUGUUGCGGAUACUUACAGGCGGUCAAUUUUCGGAAUACCUGCGGAAACUGAUGAAAACCGGCGAUACAGACAUGCUUCAUAUCGGCAAUUUACGGUCUGGCGUUACGGACGACUGGGAAGCAGAGUUCGUAGAGUAAUUCCAAGUUGCUGUGUGUGGCGAAUUCGUGACCGUUAUCCCGAUGCAUUAGGACAUUAUACUGGUUUUCUACCACAUCGGAGGGGGGGGUUUGACUGUUAAUAUAAUUUCUAGUG